Molecule: messenger RNA, 3884 nt
Organism: Magallana angulata
Lineage: Eukaryota; Metazoa; Mollusca; Bivalvia; Ostreida; Ostreidae
Exons: 12
Coding region: 1-1758 (585 amino acids)
Source: RefSeq, a predicted model, not a curated record
AUGCACAAACGUUACAGUGAUCACAACUUCCUUGAUCAACAUUUAGCUUGUUUAUGUAGAUGGAAAAAAAUGACUGCUCUAAGUUGUGUUUGGAGUGUGUUGUUCUGUCUGUUUCUGUUUCAUCAUUCAAAAGAGCAAUAUGUAGGAAUAGAUGUUACUAAUACACAAAUAUCAGUGGGAACCUCGUAUAUAUCCGUCAAUUGUGGUCUUAAUGGAAAGAGUAUUUUUAAGGAUGAAUACUCGAAAAUCGAAUUGCAUCUUCAAUGUCGCCAAAACAAAACCAAUGACUGGCAGACAAUUGUUUUGCUCAAUGAUUCCGGAUCAUUCAUAACAAACAUAAGUAAAGACAUUGAAACAAACCUAGAGAAAAAUGGAACGUGUGACUACGAUUACAACCGAUAUUGCAAGGGAUUCAGGAUAUAUGCCAAGAUAUCAAUACACUUAGAAUCCUGUAAAGGAUAUCUUGAUCCUAGCUUUCGAUGCCAACUAUUUGGUAUAUAUGGAAGAUUCAAAGGUGAUAGAUCAAAGGAAGUUCAACUGGAAAUUUCAAGUAAACCAUCAUAUACUGAUUCCCCAACAAUUAUUUAUCCGUUGACUUCAAAAGCUGUCAAACUUGGAGAAGUGCUUCAGAUGCAAUGUACAGGAGUAGAAGACGUCAAUAUUCAAACAAACACAGACAUCAGAUGGUGCAAGAACGUUUCAGGACAGUAUGAGGUCAUAUCCUUACAAGACACUCCUCAAACGCAAAUUGUAUCCCAGAGUAAAGAUGGCUGUACAUUCGUACAACUAUCGGAGAUCUUCUAUCACAUAACGGGUGAAGACAAUGAUCUGGAGAUUAUGUGUGAGUUGGGAUAUAAUGAAAACAGUAAAAUAUGUGACAAAGGAAGAUUCAACUCAACACUUCGAAUCAAUACCGAGUUAAAAGAUGACGGAUGGACACUGUCUCCCGUUAUAGUUUACAGUGAGGAUUCGAUGCUUAAUCCACAAAACAUUACUAUAGAAGGAAUAGGAAGGACUGUACAACUUCUCUGUGUUGGUUCAAAAUCAAACCAGAUCGAAUUAAUGAAGGAAGAAGUUAUGUGGUGUGUAAGGAAGAAAAAUAAUACCGAAUGGACACCAAUUGUUCUUCAAGAAAACAAAUUAGAGACAAUGAUAAACUCUAGCGGAAAAAUAAGAAUUUUCAGUAAAGUCACGUAUCACUUAAUUGGGUUGGAGAAAUCCAUUGAUAUUAUGUGUCAGAUUUCCUCUUCUCCCAAAUGUGGAAGUGGAGUGAUAUCUUCUAAUGUCUCCCUGCAAUUAAAUCCUAGUGAAUCGGAAGGCCAGUAUUAUCUGAAACAAAGAGAAACAGCCCCUGGACCAGAAAGAAAAGAAACAUGGGUGGUAGUGACAAUGAUUAUCUCUGUAACACUACUGGUAGUCAUCCUGGUCCUCGACACAAUUCUUCUAAUUCUUGCAUACAGGAGAGGAGGACUGUCCCUGUUUGGAAUCCUGAUUCAAUUUGAAAGAAACAAGAGAGUUGUUAAUAUUCAGGGAGAGAGCCGUUUAGAUACAGAUGUUGACAGACACGUGUUAGUUGAUCAAACAGCAGGAGUUAUUUACAACAAUCAGCAAAUCAGCUCAAAUGUAACCAAUAGACCAAGCUACCAAACAACUGCAAUAACACAAAUCAACUCAGAACAACCUGCUUACGAAGAGAUUAACAGCAGGAAUAGAUCAACACAAGAGUACGAAGCUUUGUCACAUUCUACAAAAUAUUAAUUUAAGUUGAAAGGCAGGGAUACAUUUCUUCCAACCGUUAUUAGUAUUUUUGAAGCCAGUUAUCAAUAGUCCUUUUUGUUUGCCUUAUCAUGGAUUUAGACAAUAAAAAGGUAUGUAAUGUGAAAAUAUUUGUUACAACUUAAACAUGUACGAUUUUAUAUAGAAGGAAAAUAUACAAUAAUACUAACAAAUACUUAGGUGAUUUGAUCGAUGAUGACUUGAAAACUUGUACUUUUAUAUCGUAUGCAAAAUGAUAAUUGUAUCAGUGAAAAAGAUAGGUAAUAAUUAUUUGUAGGAUCGACAGUGAAUACGUUAUUGUCAAAAUAGAUUGCGUUUUAAAAUGUUUUUUUUACGGGCCGCCAGAAGGCGCUCCGUUAUUUGAUACUUAUUUAGAUAUUGUUACUGCGUUUCUGCGCGAUAGUUUUAUUUUUUAUAGAAUUAAUAUCAUGCUUAUAUUUAUGAAUUAAAAGUAAAUUUGCAUGUAGAAAUAUGUUUUAUGCCUUUAAAAAUUUUUGCAUAUUGUUGUCUUACUCGUAAAUGUAAAGUAAGUCAUAGACUGGAUACUAGGCGGGUUUUAAUCGAGACUAUAAUCUAUUCGGGAAAUUUCGGAGUUUUUCAUUAUUUCCAAACAAUGUAUCAAGAUCGGUACACGGGACAUACUAAAGACCCGAAACAGUAAAGACCUGAAUGGCAUGAAAUUUUAUAUAAAUAAUAUACUUGAUUUGUAUGUUCUGCAUCAAAUAAAAUGACUUUAUGUGUGUAUUUAUUAUAUUUCCAUGUGAACUGUGGUCGAAAAAUAUCAUGAAAUGACACCCUUAUCAAUUAUUUACAAAAAAAAAAAAAAAAAAAAAAAAGACCUGAAAAUUUGAAAUGACCUGCAAAUUUGAGCUACCAUGAUUUAUUUUUUAUUCUUUUGAGAACCUCAUGCAAUUAAACAACCAUGAAUAUUUUCAUACAAUGAAGUGUAGACAUGAUUUAUAAUUCUAUUUAAGAAAAAAUAUCCGGCUUAUUUUUUACCUUUAAAAUUGUGUAGUUUCUACCAGAGGAGCAUGAUAUUACAUUUCAUGUACCUUUAUAUUAAUCAAUUUCUGUUUUAUUAUGUGAUCCCUUGAAAUCAUAUAUUUAACUAAUGCAUUAAGUUUUAAUUCAAUACAAUGCAACAAAAAAUAAAAAUGGUUUGAAAUACAUAAUCUCCAAGAGAAAAAUGAUGGGCUGAACUGUAUUUGAAUAAUGUACAAAUCAAUGUGUUCUCCAUUACUUCAUAAUACUAGUAUGGCGAUGGUCUUACAAUUACCGUUAGAAAUGCUUACAGUAAAGAACUCGUUUCUUAAUAAUAACAAUAAAAUGUUUAUCUUCAAAACGUGCUGCUGAAAAUAUAUUAAAAAUAACCUUCAAAAUUAGUACAAUUAACCAACUCGUUAUUUUCUUUUUUGUGUUGCAUGUUUUUUUAUGUUAACAACCAAUGACGAUUCAUACAGCAAUCAUACAUGUAUUUUUGCGGCCCAUUUGACGCUUGCGUCAAUAUGUUUUUUUGUUACCUAGUAAAACACUCUCAAAAGGUAGUACUAUCAAAUUUCCUCAAGCAUAAUAUGAGUGACACGAAAAAAGUAAUGCUUAACCAAACUUCAUGCCUGUUUUUUAUCCAUUUUUACUAACCGGUACAUAUCGAACAACUAGUACAUAGAUGUCUGUUGAAAAACGUCCGAGAUUUAAAGAUCAUACGUUAAAUAAAAGAUAUAAGAAUGGCGUAAGUUAUUCUCCUGAGAUUUCAUUUAUUCACGUUGUUCUUGUUGCAUCCAUAGUCACAAUCAUAAUAUAUACAUGACAAUGUAUACAGGGUGUUUUCUAUUUUUUUGAAAAAUUCUUUAUUAUAUACUUUAUGUUAUAAUGUAUGGUAUACCUUUUACGAUUUCUGUGUUUUCAAUGAAAAGUAAUUUUAUUUUUUUAAUUGGACAAUGAGACAAUAUUCGUAACAUUUUUUUGGCUUUGUGUAAGCCGUUUUGUAUUUUUUUUAAGUUCUUGUUUUAUCUAGUCAAUAAUGAAAAUGUUUAAUCUAGUCCACGUGUUCAUAUUGAUAUAUUCAUAGUAACAUUGUAUUUACUGAAAACAACAAGUAUUAAAUGAGU